AUUAAACAGGAAUCUGCAGAAUGAGCUACAACAAGAGAGAGACAUUCAUUCAAGAAAACUAUUUUUCCCACAGAACACCAACUCCUCUUCUGAGCAAACUUUGGCAUUUCAACAACUGCAGAGGAUAAACCAUAACCUUCGUAUGGAACUGGAGACACUAAAGAGGAGUCAGGAGGAGGCUCGAGAGGCUGAAUUACGACGAAGAGUAGAUCUUUUAGCUCAGCAAGCACAGCUGCUGGUUACAGGUGAUGCUACAGCGCUUGCACAAAUUCAUCUUCAGCAAGAUCGGCAGAAGUUCCAAGAGCAGCAGCUGGAGUGGGAGCGCUCUAUGGCCUCUUUAAAGUCUCAGCUGAACAUCAGUGAAGAGAAGAGGAAAGAGACUGAGUCCCAUUUAAACCAGCUGCAACAGGAAUUAGAGGGCCAACAAAGUCUCCAGCAAGAGGCUGAACAGCUGCGGAAACAUCUCCAAGAGAUGUCAGCUCAGUUACGUGCCUAUGAGGAGGCUCAGGCUGAAAAGGAUGCUCGGCUGCAGAAGCACCUCAUGCUCCUUCAGGCAAGUCAGGAGAGAGAACGAAGGAGUUUGGCUGCCAGCUUGGCUCAGGCUGAGCAACACUCUCAAGACCUCCAGGACAAACUGAACAGGGCUGAGCAGCAAGUGGACAGCCUUAAUAAGACUCAGACAUGGACCAGAGAAAUCGAGGAGGCACAACGACAGCUGCAGGAGGAACUGGCGUGUACAGUAUCAGCUGUGCAGCGGCUCCAGGAGGAAAGGGAGCAGCUAGACCAUCGCUGUCAGGAGUUGCAGAGCCAGUUAUCAGAGGCAGACAGGGAGGUGAGCAGGCUACAGGAACGUUUAAAAACAGAAGAAACCCACUACUACAAUCUGGAGCAUUCCUAUGAAAGAGCUUGUGAAGAAUUGCAGGUGGCGUUAAGCAAGGUGCAGCAAAGGGAGUCUGAAACACAAGACAUACGAGAAGGCUAUGACAGACUGCUAGACAGGAAGGAGCAAGAAUUGACUGAAGUGUUGUUAAAGAUGGAAGUCUUAGGUAAUAGCUUGGAGGAGACAGAGGUGAAACUGAGUGAGGCGAUGAAAAUUUGCACCUGUACUUUUUCUCAGCUCAGGGAUGAGACUUCAGAAUACGUCGAGCAGAAAGAGGAACAGCAAAUUUCUGAGCCUUUCCCUUUAAAUAAAAGCAGGGCUAGUAUGGUAGACAGUUUCCAGUUGUCUGAGAAUACAAAUGUCAAUCAGGUAAACAGCAGUGAUCCUCAUGAACAUGCAAGAUCCCGCUCUGGAUCAACAGAGGCGUCAAAUCAGUACACUUCCACCGAAGGAGAUGACGCAGAGAAGUUUAUGUCUGUGAUCCAGUUACUUGAAACCAAGCUGUUCGUAACAGAGGAGAAACUGAGAGAUAUUACUCAGGGACUAGAGGAGCACCAGGGUCACAUAAGCUGCCAGGAUCCCCACCUCUGCUCCCAGCUGACACAAAGUCGAGCAACUUCCCAGCACCUGAGUCUGCUCCUUCACAGUCAGGCCAAGCAGAGCCAACGCUUUGCUCAGGAGACAGAAAAUCGCUGCCGGAUGUUGGUUGGGAGGUUUCAGGUAGCUCUGAACAUCAUACAAGCCUGCAGAGAGAGGAUUCAAGCUACUCUUGUUAAUAUUCCAGACCUCGAGAGGCAACUAGCUACAGUUGCUGCAUGUCUUCAGCAAGGAGAGAAAGAUGCAGAGAGAGUUCAGCACGACUCAUAUAACGUGAGUGUAGAAGAGGGCAAGAUCCUUAAGGAUGAGAAAUUAGCAGCAUCUGAGAGGGACAUACUUUCUAAACUCACUAAUACAUGGUCUUUACAUAAUAUUGCAAGUGCUGAGAAGUAUUUGAUUAGAGAACUAUUUGUGGUAGAAAAAAUGGUGUCUUUCCUUCAGAGUCAAGACGGUAUUAGCCAUCUAGCUUCAAUAUCAAGACAGAGUGAGAGCGAUAUUGCACACAGUUACAAAAACAUAAUCUCUGAAAGAAUAGUCAUAAAAACCAGAGAAAGGAUGGAAUCUGGGAGAUUAGACUGUGAGACUGAUGAAGCUUUAGAAAAUAUAAUUGGACGAGUCUGUGUUGAAGCAGAGCUCAUUUAUGCUGCCUUAAAACUUCAGCAACAUCAGAGCAUGACUCAAGAAAGUAAUCAAGACAUGGGUCUUCAGAGAGAAGGUCUAGCAGAUAUCAGUCCCUCAGAGUUGGCUCCUUAUGAUGAGCAAGUGGAGAUAGACAGCAGAGGUUCAGGGAAGGCCUCAAAACUGGUUGAAGGAGAGCAAUCUGUUGACAAAUUGAUAAAGGUGAAGAAGGAACGAGCUUGGUUAGAAAGAUUUAUAUCUCGGCUGCAGAGACGGGCUAAAUUCCUACGCAAAGUGUACCAGGAUAUUUGCAAUGACAACAGCCCAGUCAGAGAAGAUAGUGUCGACAUUACCGGUGAUAAUGCUUCUACAGCCGAUUUGAAUUUUUUUCAGGAGCAAGUGAAGUUAAUUUAUUUGUCAGACAGACUUUAUUUAGACUUAGAGGAAGAGUUUCAACAAAGUGAAAUGUUACAGAACAAACUGCAAACUCUAUGUGAUGAGCGGGAUGUCAACUUAAUGGCUGAGCAGGAAGCUUUAAAUCACACCCUAUAUCAGCUUCAGGAGGACAACAAUGCACUAAAAGAAGAACUUGAGCUGGCUGAGCAAAAUAUAAUAUCUGUAGAGACUGGGAACCAGAAACUCCUUGAAGACAUACAGAAGAUUGAGGAUUAUCACGAAGAACGGAUGCAAAAACUGGAAACAAAGUUCCACAAAAAGAUCACGGAGUUGCAACAGAUCCAUGAAGAGGAGAUGAAACAGUUACAUAGCUACUACUCCAAGUCUUGUGUUUCCAAGGAGAAACAGAGCAAACAUGACACAGAGACACCUCAUGUCACAGACGGAUUAAAAGACUCAUCUUUAUCAGACCAAGUUGUAACAGAGAGAAAAACUACGGAGGACCUGGUGGAACCUGAUGCAGUAGCCAUGAGAAAGGCUUACCUGCAAGAUCUUGAAAAACUUCAGGCAUCUUGUGAUCAGGGAUUUGCUGCUAUGGAGGAAAUGCACAGGAAGCUGAUACGAGACCUACAGCAACAGCACCAGAAGCAAGUGGCUGAACUUCUAAAAGAGAAAGACCAGCUUCUGCAAGAGGAGACAGCUGCCACUAUGGCAGCCAUCGUAGCAAUGCGGCGAGCCCAUAAACAGGAGCUGGAGAGAAGCAAAUGGUCUCAGCACAUCAGAGAAAGCGCAGACAUAACAGAACUCCAAAUGGAAUAUGAGAAGGAGAUCCAAUUAUUGCACAGGGAGCUCGAGGUGUUGUCAGCUCAGCACACUGAGAAAUGCCUGGAAAACUCUCAGCUGAGCCAGGACCUGCAGGAGGAGAGAAAAUCAGUGAUGCAUUACCAAAAAGAGAACCAGGAGCUCAAAAAGAAGCAGAGAGACACAGAUGAGAUGUCUGAGCUGCAUGGGAAUCAAACACAUGGUGCCCCUCAGGUGAACAACUACCAGAUGGAGAUGACUCUGAGAGCGAAGGAGGCAGAAAUACAGUUUCUCAGACAGGAAGCUCGUUCUCUCAGAGAGCAGUUGGAGAUCGCUGGAAUGGACAAAGUUUACAUGCAGAAUAAACUCAAAACCCUCAACACAAUCGAUGGAAGCCACCAGAGUGUCAAAGAUUCCAAAUUUGCAACCUGGUCGCCAAGCAGAGACACUCCAGGACACAGCCUCAAUGACUCUGUAACAACCACAAGCAAAUCUGCUUUUGCAAAGAAAACAGAAAAAUCCUCCAUCAUGCGUCAAAUAAGAGGAAUUAGAUCAAAGAGUUUAAAGGAUGGCCUUUCUCUUCAUGAAAGACUGAAGCUGUUUGAGUAGCUCAUCUGAUUUGAUGAACUGCUGAUGUCUAUGCUUUAGAGUAAAACUACUGUGGGUUCAGAACAAUUUUAGGAGAAUUACUUUUGUACAUGUAGAGAAAUGUUUGUUGUUACACUGUGCUUAUUAUGUAAUACAUACAUUUUUAUU
Melanotaenia boesemani (Boeseman's rainbowfish) is the source of this 4048-nucleotide messenger RNA. RefSeq names its product myosin-11-like. Gene Ontology annotation, biological process: actin filament organization. The transcript is spliced from 10 exons. Bases 143 to 3901 code for a protein of 1252 amino acids. The record is from RefSeq and is a predicted model, not a curated record. Gene Ontology annotation, molecular function: actin filament binding. Gene Ontology annotation, cellular component: actin cytoskeleton. Lineage: Eukaryota; Metazoa; Chordata; Actinopteri; Atheriniformes; Melanotaeniidae.